AUGAUACCAAUAUUAUUUUUAGCCCUGUUGGUAGCAUGGGUUUCCGUUGCUGAAGCCGCUAUCCAAUUCGAUCUGCUCGAUAUAGAGGGCUUAAACAGAUUCAAAACCAUACACUCGAGAUAUCCUCACUUGGCACGUUCAACCAUUGAAACACUACGAACAAAGGCCAAAUAUGCUCUCGAAAACCCUCAUCCAUAUUCAGUUAUCAACACUUCCAUAACGCCUCCCAAUGGUAACAAGCACGAGUUCUAUUCGUUGGCUGCCUACUGGUGGCCAAAUUGCGAUGGCAUUGAGGACGUGCAAGACCCAGAUAGAGAUUGUCCGUAUGUGCGAAAGGAUGGACAAUGGGUCCCAGACAUAAAAAAAGCGACUGAUCCCAAUGACUUCAAUGAAAUGACAGCGGACGUUACAACGCUAGCGGUUGCAUAUACAAUAUUUGGUGAUGAAAAGUAUGCAGAAAAGGCUGCUCUCCUUUUGAACACCUGGUUCUUGAACAUCGACACAUAUAUGAAACCUUCGGUAAACUUUGGACAAGUUAUACGUGGUAAAAGUCAUAAUAAUAAAGGUAGAUCAGAAGGCAUACUGGAAUUAAGAACCAUAGUAUAUAUCCCCCAAGCUCUUGCUUUGAUCGAGAAAUCAGAAACUGUGGGCAAAAGAUUAACGCGUCCACUCAAAUCGUGGUUUAAUAAAUACUCGACUUGGUUGGUCACCUCGCCUCUUGGCGUUAGAGAAAAGAAUCAUCCCAACAACCACGGCACAUUCUACAUCGCACAAACCGCGGCAUGUUUACAUUUCGCAGGCAGAGAUGUUGAGGCACGCAACUUGAUUAACGAUUUUGCUGACGGAUAUUUCAAGGACCAGAUAGACAAAGAUGGAAAACAGCCGCUAGAAACUGCACGCACAAAAGUAUACCAUUACGAAUGCUUCAAUCUGCUUGCGUUGGUGUAUAUCGCCCGUCUGUCGAUAAAACUGGAUGGUAUUAACUUGUGGGAAACCGAAACUCAUUAUGGCGUAACAAUAAAAGCGGCCGUUGAUCAUCUGGUUAAAGUUACCAAUAACCUCUUGGGUGACAUGCAGGCUGGGAAAGAACUAAAGGAAAGGUUGUUCGCGUUUAGAACACCUCUAUAUGCAGCUAGAGAUUAUUACGGUGAUCCUGAUGGAGAGUACGGACCACUUCUGGAAAAACUUCUUGAACUGCCCGGUGGACCGAUUGAAUAUUGGGCACUGUGGAGUCCAUAUACGUUAGAAGGCCUUUCAGACGAUACAUACGAAACUUAUGCAGAUGAAUGGAAUCUUAUUAGUGAGGACCGUUCUGGUAUGUUGCCUGACGUAAUGAUUAAUGGUGGACUACUUGCUGCCAUUAUUCUGAUGUGGUUGUUAAGGAAGCAGAAAAGAAGGUCGCUUGUACGUUUGUUAGUCAUAAUAGCUUGUUUGUGUGCCACAGCCGCUUUCUAUAAUAUUCUUAAAAUCCAUACUUUAUAA
Paraglomus occultum is the source of this 1482-nucleotide messenger RNA. The record is from the annotation of a GenBank genome assembly. Lineage: Eukaryota; Fungi; Glomeromycota; Glomeromycetes; Paraglomerales; Paraglomeraceae.